AUGACAGUCAGCGAGCCCCGCAGCAGCGACGAGGAACAUGUGACCUUGGCGGCAGUGCUCACUGCUGCGCGAGCAGCAGCAGCAGCAGCAGCAGCAGCAGCAGCAGCAGCAGCGCCACAAAGAGGGGAAAAGUCCGUGCUGCUGCGGCUGGUCGGCUGCCCUGUUGCUGCAGUAGCAGCAGCAGCAGCAGCAGCAGAUGGUGCAGCUCGCUCGCCUCUUUUUACAAGUGUAAAUGCUUGA
Eimeria necatrix is the source of this 240-nucleotide messenger RNA. RefSeq lists its product as hypothetical. The record is from RefSeq and is a predicted model, not a curated record. The coding region runs from base 1 to 240 and encodes 79 amino acids. NCBI's taxonomy places the organism in Eukaryota, Apicomplexa, Conoidasida, Eucoccidiorida, Eimeriidae. The transcript is spliced from 2 exons.